Mercurialis annua (annual mercury) is the source of this 2321-nucleotide messenger RNA. RefSeq lists its product as uncharacterized. NCBI's taxonomy places the organism in Eukaryota, Viridiplantae, Streptophyta, Magnoliopsida, Malpighiales, Euphorbiaceae. The record is from RefSeq and is a predicted model, not a curated record. The transcript has a single exon. Bases 206 to 2134 code for a protein of 642 amino acids.
AAUUUUGAAGUUUCCAUAACUCGCUCACUCACACUCGGCCCAUCCUACCGAUUCCGUCACUCUUUCUUCUCCAGAUCUUCCCUCUGAAUUCGCUCAGACACAGGGAAGAGAGAUGAUCUCUGAAUCUUGACAUUCAUUUCUUGGAUCCAUAACUUCUCUUCAAAAUCCAAAACAAAAAAAUUAAGACAACAAUUUCAUCACAAUAAUGUCUUGUCUAGCCCUCUCUCUUCAACCCGCCAACGGAUCCGACAUCUUACUCCAAACCCGAGAAUGGUUCCCACCUGCUCGUGCCUUAGUCGCCACCUCAUCAUUCCGUAAAACCCGCUUAUCAUUCUCCGCAACUAAAUUAAACCCUAACCCUAACCAUCUCUACACCGACGACGCCUCCUCCGCCGCUGCGGAGUCAAUCGGCGACGAUCCUCUCACCGCCUCCAGCGGACAGCUGAUUGUAGGCGUGGAGAGCCGUUACCGAGUCGUUUACAGGUUAGUGAACGGAAUUUAUGUGUUGGGUGUUACAACUGCUGAUCAGGAUAAUUCAAUUAAUGUGUUUGAGUGUAUUCAUAUUGUUAAUCAAGCUGUUAGUGUAAUUGUAACUGCGUGUCGUGGCGUUGAUGUUACGCCUGAGAAGUUGAAUCGGAAAUACGCCGAGAUUUAUAUGGCGUUGGAUAUUGUUCUGCGCGGUGUUAGUAAUAUUCGGCUUGCUGCUAUGCUUGGUUCGAUGCACGGCGAUGGUAUUGCGAAGAUGGUGCAUUCUGCUUUAGAUACGGAAAAUAAGAUUCGUGGUGCCGAUAGUUGGAUUGCUCAGGAAAUUCAUGCUGUUGAGCAUCAGGCUAGUAUUGAGGCGUUUUCGAAUGCUAGAUUUGAGUUGCCUGCUGAGACUAUUGCUGCUGGUGAUGAGGUGGCCGCGAGUAUUGCUCCUGUUUUGACUGAGCAGCUUGACUCUAAGCAAGAGAAACAGGAGGAGAAUGAAGCUUCCCAGGAUCCGUUUGCGGCUAGUGAGAUGAUUAAUAAGGAGGAGGAUUUGGCUGGUGAGUUUAAAAAGGAUAAGAAUCAAGCGGCUGAUCUGCAGUUGGCAUUAGCUGGAUUGGAAGUUACUACAUUGCCUCCUGCGGAAGCGACACAAGCUACACAUAUUAGCGUGGAGGGAUUCGAAGGGGAUUAUGGUGGUAUUGAGUUUAGUAGUGAGCAGGCUUCAUUAGGCGAAACUUUUGAAGGGUUUGGUGAUGCCUGGGGUGGUGGUUUGGAUGCAUCAGAGUUUGUGGGACCUAAGAAAAUUCCGAAGCAGCAAGGUCUCGGUGGACUUGAAUUGUUGCAAACUGGAAGUGAUCCAGCUGUUGCAGCUAAGGUUGCUGCAAGUGGAGCAGCAGGUGGUACUCCUCUUGAGAAUCUGCUUGUUCAGAAAACUGAAAUGAAAGGUCCGGAGAUGUAUAUUGUCGAAGAAAUUAGUGCAGAAUUUAGGGAAUCAUUGCUUGCUAGAGUUGGGUUGAUGGGUGUGGUUUACUUGAGAACAUUGCCUACAAAAACUGCUGGGGAUAAAGAAACUGAGUUUUCAUUUCGGGUUGAUAAUACAAGUUCGGUUAAGAGAUUUGUUAUGCAGAGUUCAAGGAUUAGUAGCCUUGGUAAUGGGAUGUUUCAUGUAAGAACUGCUCCAUCAGAUGAGCCAUUACCAAUAUUGAAAUAUAGUCUUUUACCUAGGCUUACUCCAUUGCCUUUGAGAGUUCGUUUAAUACAACGUCAUAGUGGGACUUUGCUUUCUGUAAUGAUUCAGUAUGUUUCAAAUCCAGAUCUGUUAGCGCCAUUGUCUGAUGUAACAUUUAUCUUGAAAUUACCAGUUGAUCCGACAUUGUUGAAAGUUUCGCCUAAAGCUGUCUUGAAUAGGACUGAAAAAGAAUUGAAAUGGCAUGUCCCGGAGAUUCCACUUAAGGGUUCUCCUGGUCGGCUAAGAGCAAGGAUGCCUGUGGACACUAGUGAGGGAGAGAGUGAUGAAGGAAUUGAGGUUGUUGGCUACGUUAAAUUUUCCAUGCAAGGACUUACUUCUUUAUCUGGAAUUUGUCUACGGCCUGCUUCUGAGGGUAAGACAGACUUUUACGAGGUCGGUCACAGGUACGAGAGUGGGGUUUAUACGUGCAAUUGAAAAACACAAUUACAUGGCUGCUUGCUGCAGAUUGUUGUGCUUUUGUUUCCAUUACUUGUAUUCAAUGAGGUUUUCUAUUUUUGUGUGCCUGUAGCAUUCUUUGAUAUAUGAAUUUGUGACUUAGAUAAAGAUUUAUGUGAAAACUUUCUGCGCAUAUGUUAUUAGCUAGUGAAUUUUGUUUCAUUUA